GUAAAAUUUUCUUUGUUCUUCAGGCUUCCAAGGUUGAGAACUCAUUCAUAAAUAGAAUUUGUAAGAGAGUUUUUUGUUAUCAGGAGCCCAUUCAAAAUGACUACAAACACCAUCGCGACUGGAAACACCAACAUGACUGAAGAAGCCUCGACGAAACAUGGAGGCUUUGGUUCAAGGGAACGAAAGAAAAGUAAGUAUUUGUGUGAUCCCUACACAAACAUUGGGGAUUUAAGGAAACAUAGAACUGAUUCAAAAGUUAAACAGGAGAGCCCAACCCAGCCAAUUGGAUCUAUAAAAAUGUCUGGUGUAACCGCUACUCAACCAACUGGGUCUACAACAAUGCCUAGUGUGACCCCUACCCAACCAAUAGGGUCUACAACAAUGCCUAGUGUGACCCCUACCCAACCAAUAGGGUCUACAACAAUGCCUAGUGUGACCCAUACCCAGCCAAUUGGAUUUAUAAAAAUGUCUGGUGUAACCGCUACUCAACCAACUGGGUCUACAACAAUGCCUAGUGUGACCCCUACCCAACCAAUAGGGUCUACAACAAUGCCUAGUGUGACCCCUACCCAACCAAUAGGGUCUACAACAAUGCCUAGUGUGACCCCUACCCAACCAAUAGGGUCUAUAUCAAUGCCUAGUGUGAUCCCUACCCAACCAGUUGUGUCUAUGGAAGUGCCUAGUGAGACACCUCCUUCCCUUGAGUUUAUGAAGCAAAGGUUGGAGAUGAUGGCAUCAACCAUGGAGAGUUCAGGACAUACACUUUCCCCCCGGAUGAGAGCCAAAUUGGAUGCUGGAAUUAAAAACCUUUUGGAAAGGGUGAACGCUAGGAUUAAUGUCUGAAUAAUGUCAUUGGAAGCUUUUAUUUUCAAAUUAAUCAUGGCAGUAGUUAAGUAUAUUAGAGUAGUCAUGGUUUGUAUUUUGCUCCUCAUUUCUGUGGUUGUAUUGAUGGACUUUCAUGUCCAUUCUUUGACUUUUGAACAAUUCAUUAGAAUGGCUCAAGGAUAUUUAUAAAUGAAUGUUAUUUGAUUCAAUAUCA
Glycine soja is the source of this 1039-nucleotide messenger RNA. Its product is annotated as DNA-directed RNA polymerase II subunit RPB1-like. The record is from RefSeq and is a predicted model, not a curated record. Bases 97 to 843 code for a protein of 248 amino acids. The transcript is spliced from 2 exons. Lineage: Eukaryota; Viridiplantae; Streptophyta; Magnoliopsida; Fabales; Fabaceae.